Molecule: messenger RNA, 2130 nt
Organism: Pomacea canaliculata
Lineage: Eukaryota; Metazoa; Mollusca; Gastropoda; Architaenioglossa; Ampullariidae
Product: nudC domain-containing protein 1-like
Exons: 9
Coding region: 29-1840 (603 amino acids)
Source: RefSeq, a predicted model, not a curated record
AGAGAGGGCGUGGUAGCUUGGACACAAGAUGGCAAACUACGUCGACUUAAAACCUCGGAAAGAACUGAUAAACCCGCAUUUUGAAAGUUAUAAAUUGUCGCUCGAUCCGCUUCCUAUCUACAGUCAAGAACUCGAGAAAUCACUUGAUGUCAGCAUUCUGACACAGGAUCAGCUGACACUGCAUCACACCAAGCUAUUUGGUGCAUAUAAUCACCUAGUACAAGACCCAUGGGUAGACAGAUCAGUCUACUUCAUUGACACUGAUUGGGCUGUGCAGAAUAUAUUUAUUCAUGAGACGGGAAAAAUACAUGGUGGAUUUCGUGUAUUUGAAAUUCCUGAGGCAUCAUCAUACAGAGAAUGCACAGGGCGGCUCAAUAUUUCUCUUUGCUUUUCCAACCAAACAUUUGCGGUUCUGGCAGAUGGGGCAGGCAGACUUUUCCUUCUUGAUACCGGGAUGCGUGGGCACAAAAGAACACAGUGGAAUGUACUCUAUAAAGACAAGGUUUUGGGAGAAAAUGUAUAUUUUACUGUAGUUGAUUCCAUUCAGUAUACUUCUACCACUAGUGGAGAAAGUGGCAAUGCUGUGGAUGUUGUAGAAUGUCUUCUGGCAAGCGUAGAGGUCAGGCAGGGUGAGAACAAAUAUCCUGUAAAUCGAACCAUUCUGACCUGGAUAACGCUUACAAAAGGAGUAGAAGAGAGAUGGGUUGUAACAAGAACAAGACGAUUAGAAGGAUCACAACCUUUCAGCUAUGCCAGCAUCGAGAGAGGAGGAGGUGCAGUGACUGUUGCCAGUAACCGUCUAUUUGACUUGACAGCAGAUUCAUUGAAGGAUGUGAUAUCUGGAGCAGAAAGCAUGGAAUGGGAAGUGAGCCAAGGGAAAGGAUCUGCUCAUCCAAUGUAUACAUGGAGCCAGGGACCAGAGGAUGUAUCUGUGCAGCUAACACUGCCUGCUGGUGUGUCAAAGGCAGACAUUUAUGUCUCUGUGGCAAGAGAUUAUAUUGAUAUAGGUGUCAAAAAUAGUCUGGCUUUGCUAAGUGGCUCACUUUCAAAGACUGUUGAUGUCUCAGCAAGUACCUGGACCCUUGAAGGCCAAAGACUGGAGCUGAUCCUGACAAAGGAAGAAAAAGGCAUGUGGGAGACCGUUGUUGUUGGUGACAAUCGUGGUGAAAUGACAUUUGAUGAAGCCACUGUUGCAGCCAUUCAUGAACGAUUGCAGCACCUUACAUCAGACCAAUGGAAUCCUGACCCAGACUUAAAGAACAAGCCUUUCAAUACUCAACAACUUGAAGCUUGCGAUGCAGUGGAUGAUGAAGAGUGCAUCUAUCUCAUGCGUAUUGAUGGGGAAACUCACAGGAUUUCACACCAGGCAACAAUCAACUACAGUCUGUUAUUUAUUGCCCGGCUGGAUGCAGAGAAGGCACCAUCACUGUGUCUGCGUCAUGACGUGGAUGGACUUUUGUGGCAGCCAGAAGUGAUACCCUUAACUGAUGGGGAUUCUGGCAGAAGAACUUGCCCAUGGCAACAUGUUGGCACACUAGAUGCUUUUGGUUAUGUUCAGGCAUCCAAGACACAACGCAGUUUCUCUGGCUGUGCCCCAGAUUUGUCACUGGCAGUGAUUGCAGACUGUUCACGACAUGUUUAUCUUUAUCGACAGAAUGUGCCUACUGGAACCCCACUUCGCAACAGACGCACUGGUCAGAAUGUCAGCAACAUUGCCAAACAGUAUGUUGUGGCUCUUGAGCCUCAUGACUCCAUUUUGGGUCUUUGUGUCAGCAGGGACCACAUAGUUAUUGCAACUGCCUCAAAAGUAUAUGCCUUGGCAGUACCACAAGAUGCAUGACAAGUGGAUUGACAUCUUUGGUUGCUUUGGUUGCAGCAUUGUGGAGAAAAUAUUUCUUGUUUAGCAUUUUUAAGUGUAAGUGAAACAGACUUGAUCCAGGCCUGUGAAACAUCAAACUUCAGAUAUCAUUAUGUUGCUUCAGAUUUGCUUUGCAAGAAUUUGCAUUAGUGAUGGCAACUAAAUGAAUUAAAGUAUGAUGUUCAUUUCCUUUUAAUUUUGAGAAGAAUUUAAUGUAAUAUUAUAGAAUGUGGGCUUUUUAAGAGAGUAAUAAAGGGCCGUUUUUAGCUUUU